Molecule: messenger RNA, 1476 nt
Organism: Dicentrarchus labrax (European seabass)
Lineage: Eukaryota; Metazoa; Chordata; Actinopteri; Moronidae
Gene: srp14
Product: signal recognition particle 14
Exons: 5
Coding region: 114-446 (110 amino acids)
Biological process (GO): SRP-dependent cotranslational protein targeting to membrane
Cellular component (GO): signal recognition particle, endoplasmic reticulum targeting
Molecular function (GO): 7S RNA binding; endoplasmic reticulum signal sequence receptor activity
Source: RefSeq, a predicted model, not a curated record
CCCACGUUGAGGCUGCAGGGCGGGGCUCCGGCUUGUGUAGUAGUACGUGUGCUUCCCAGCAGUUAGCUUGUGGCCAAGUGAGCUAACACUACAGCUGAAGUGAAGUGAGAGUCAUGGUGCUGCUUGAAAAUGACGCGUUCCUCACAGAGCUCACAAGGCUGUUCCAGAAGUGCAGAACAUCUGGCAGUGUUGUCAUCACGCUAAAGAAAUAUGAUGGGAGGACCAAGCCAGUCCCCAGAAAGGGCCACACAGAGUCCUUUGAUCCAGCAGACAACAAAUGUCUCAUCAGAGCGUCUGAAGGCAAGAAGAAGAUUAGCACAGUGGUCAGCACCAAAGAAGUAAUCAAGUUUCAAAUGGCAUACUCCAACCUCCUCAGAGCUCACAUGGAUGGACUUAAGAAGAAAGAUAAGAAAAGCAAAAGCAAGAAAACCAAAGCCACCCAAUGAGCAACAGACUCUUUAACAUAACCAUGGGUACCUAAACUGGCCUGUACUAUCUGAGGGAAUGGGAAAGGCCUCCUCUCGGUCUGUCGCCCCACCUGGCUUACUUCCCAUUCACCCGAGGCCUCAGAAUCACUGUUCAUCCACCUGGUGACUGCUUUUAUAUUAUGCCAUUGUUUGCAUGGUAAUAUCUCAUCUUUGCCUGGUCAGUGCCAUCCGGUGAUCUGGAACAGAAAACCUGAGGAUUUCUUGUAAACUCACACAGGACGAAGCAAGUCAACUUCAUUGAAUCUCCACCAUUUCUGCUUCGGAGCCAAGUCUUCAACAUCUGUGGCACCCCUGGAGCUAAAUCCAUGGAGCCCAAUGAUUAUCUGCCUUUCAAACUAUUUAAUUGUUAGAGUCCCUAUUUAUGUUAUAUUUACGGCUAACCCGUGAGCUGUGCUGCCAUGUUUAAAUUUGACUGCGUCUUGAGAAGAACAUUUAAUAUUCCAAUCAUUGGAAUUUUGUUUUUGUUAUUAAAAAUCAUUGAAAUUACUGUUAAGUUGCUUAGAAAUACAGAACUCAAUCAGAUCAGAUUUGAUGUACGUUUAACCAAUUUUACAGUAUUAAACUUUUUUUUAAUUAACUUUAUUCUAUGUUUUUAGUUUGUUUUGAAGUACAAUGAAUAUCAUUAUGCCCCCUUGUUUUGAACCACAGUCCUGUACGAGGCUGUCGAACUGGCCGUUGAAUUGUUAAACCAUGUACUGUAUGGCUUCAGUUAAUGUGGUUAAUUGAAAUGUGAAUACCUGUUCUGAAUGAGUUAAAUAGCCCAAAACGUUAAAAGUUGUAGAUUUACUGAAAGGCAUUGAGUUUGAGUUAUGAAUACAGAGACAAAGUAUCGGCUGUAAUUCUAAUAAUGACAUUUCUGUUGAUCACAAUUACAAGGCAGGUUAAACUACAGCCAGUAUGUUUUGUCAAGCAUUUGUAUUGUCUUGUCAUUCUCCUGAGUCCUGCCGCACAAUUUAAGUUCAGAAAUAAAGUGCUUUGUUAAAAGUCA